Macaca mulatta (Rhesus monkey) is the source of this 6806-nucleotide messenger RNA. The record is from RefSeq and is a predicted model, not a curated record. NCBI's taxonomy places the organism in Eukaryota, Metazoa, Chordata, Mammalia, Primates, Cercopithecidae.
CUCUUACCCGCCGGAAGCCCUCGGCCACGCCCACCUGUCAUAAUCACGUACUGCGCAGGCACCACCCGCUCCAUCUCUAAGGUCCCUCCCACUCCCACAGCAGCCCGAGGACAAGCCCCUCAACGCUAGGCCACGCCUGGUCUCCGCCCGUCACGUCCGACCCUUGAAGAGAGGCUGGCGCCUGCGCGAUGGAGGUUCCGGCGUUGACUCAAGAAGUCCUUCGGAUGAGAGCUUCUGGGUGCCAGACGAGGCCGGGGGUUUGUUUUGCGUGGUCUGGGAGUCCGAGCCCGAGGGCUGGGCCAGGAAGGGCAGGCGAGGCGGGCGGCUCAGACCCGGGUCGCGAAGGCCCAGCCGCGUCUUCUGUCCCCAAGACGACUACAUUUCCCAGAGGCCAGCGCGGCGCGCGUACUCGAGUCUGCGGGGCGGAGGCCGCGGCUCGGGGCUGCUGGGCGUUCGGGGCGGCUUGGGGCGGCGGGACCACGGGAGUGAGCUGUGGGAGAGAUGGGGGUGUGCCUGUGUGUAAAAGAUCGGUCAGCGUGUGAGGCUUCGUGAGAGGGUGCGGUUUCUGUGUGUGUGUGUGUGUGUGUGUGAAGACCGAGAGUCCAGAGUGUGAGACCAGGGUGUGUUCGUGUGUGACAGAGCGAGACGGGUCAGUGCGAGAGACCAGUGAGUGUGAGAGAGAUGGGGGUGUGCCUGCAUUUGAAAGAGAGCGUGUGAAGCUCUGUGAGAAGAUGCGGGAUGUGUGGGUGUGUAAGUGUGUAACAGACCGGGUGUCCAGAGCGUGAGACCAGGAUGUAUUCGUGUGAGAGAGGGAGACGGGCUGGCGUCUGAGAGACCAGUGUGAGAGAGAUGGGCGUGGGCCUGUGUGUGAAAGGCCGGUCGGUCGGUGUGUGAGGCUCAAUGAGAGGCCAGUGUGUGUGUCAGAGAGAAUCACCACGUAUGCGAGACUAGACGGUGCGAGGCCAGAGUGUGAGACUGUGGUGUGUUAAUGUGUGAAAGGGAGACCAGUGAGUGUGAGAGAGAUGGGCGUGGGCCUGUGUGUGAAAGGCCGGUUGGUCAGUGUGUGAGGCUCAAUGACAGGCCGGUGUGUGUGUGUUUGAGAGAGAAGAAUCACCAUGUAUGCGAGACUAGACUGUGUGAGGCCAGAGUGUGAGACUGGUGUGUUAAUGUGUGAAAGGGAGACCAGUGAGUGUGAGAAAUGCGUGUUUUGGGUGAAAGACCCGUCAGUGUGUGAGGCUGUGGUUUAUAUGUGUCUGACAGACUGAGACCAGAGUGUGAGACCAGGGUGUGUUCGUGUGUGAGUCUCUUUCUCACAACCUGAGUGUUCUCUACACAGCAUGACACCAGUGAGUGUGAGAGAGAUGAACAUGUGGCUGUGUGUGAAAGACCAGUCAUGUGAGGCUCCUUGAGAGGCUGGCGUGUGUGAGAGAGAGAAAGACUAAACUGUGAGAGUCUGAAGAGUGAGACUACGGUAUGUUGGUAUUAGUUUGUGAGAGAGGGAGGUGAUCAAAGUAUGGGACAAAGUUAUGUUUCCUGGCAUACAACUUCCAAGAUCCUUGCAAUCUCCAAAGUAUUAAGUGUCUUUUUGCAUGCUAAUGAUUGGUGGGCCGGCAGCCUGUAGGUAGAUCAUGGUAAGGGCUGGUCAUCAGAACAACCUAGGCAGGAUUAGAGGGUUGGGAUUAUCAGUACCAUCCUCAAUCUCCAGGGAGAGGAAAGGAAGCCACAGGUUAAAUGGAUCAUCAGUGGUCAGUGAUUUAACCAGCCAUGCCUAAGUAAUGAAGCUUUCGUAAAAACCCAGAGGGACUGAGUUCAUCAAACUUCCAGAUAGCUGAACGCUGGAGUCUCCUGUAGGAUGAGCCCCUUCCUACAUAACCUUUUCCUAUGCAUUUCUUCACCUGUAUCUUUUGUAAUAAUUCUUUAUGAUUAUAAACGUGUUUCCCUAGGUUCUGUGAGCUGCCCUAGCAAAUUAAUUGAAUGCAAGGAGGGGGUCAUAGGAACCCCAAUUUUAUAGCCAAUCAGAAGCACACAUAAAACAACCUGGGGCUUGCAAUUGGCAUUGGAAGUAGGGAGCAAUUUUGUAGGACUGAGCCCUCAAUGUAUGGGAUCUUAUGCUAUCUCCAGGUAAAUAGUGUCAGAAUUGGGUUGCCCUAGAGGUCACCCACCUGGUAUUCAUUGAAGAAUUUAUUGCUUGCCUGGUGUGUGUGUGUGUGUGUGUGUGUGAAGACCCCACACAUCUGGUCUUAGAACUGUUUUGUGUUGUGAGAGUAGAGUAAGAGAAACAGUUUGUUUCUCCUCUUUGUCAGCUGAGUGUGUUAUCAGGGACUGGACUGUGAGAAUCCAGAGUGUGAGCCAGGGUAUAUCAAUGUGUGAGAGAAACAGAUGUGCCAGUGUGAAAGAUUAACAAGUAUGAGGCUCCCUGGAGUCUGAGAAAGAUCAUGUGUGUGUCUGAGUAAAAACAAGAGACUAGACUGAGAGUUCAGUGAUUGGGAGAGAAUAGGGUAUGUUGGUGUGAGUGUGUGAGAGACCAAUGGGUAUGUGAGAGACUAGAGUAUGUCUCUGUCUGGCCUGGUAGGUAGGGAGAUGGUGUAUCACAGUAUGAAAAAGACUGGAGUGACAGCGACCAGUAUGUAUUUUGUGUGCAUGAGAUAAAGCAGUUGGAAUGUGAGAGAUCAGAGUGUGUUUGUGUAUCUGUGUGAGAUACUGGUGUAUUUGAGUAAUUGAGGCCUCUUUGAAAGAUACCAUUGCAUGUGUAUGUAUGAGAGAACAUCAUGUUUGUAUGCGUGAAAGAGGGAGAGAAAGACUAGUGAUGUGGUUGGGUAAGAAAGAAACUAUGUGAACCAUGGUGUGUUAUCCAAAAGGCUUUACAAAUAUAACCUCUCUGAGGUUGUGAAGCAUGAAUGUGUGAGACAGAGAUAGGGGACAGUGAGCUGUGUGUGUGAGAGAAGUAAGAUUAGGGGUAUGUGUGAAGGUGUUGGUGAGUCACUGUGUGUGCUUAUAUUCAUGUCCUUAGACAAUGGAAAUGUGACUGUAUAUGUGCUUGUUUUGGGGUGCUUGUGAUUGUGUCCUCUGUGUGACCAGGAAACUUGUUAGUGUUUGUAUGUCACCCUGUAUACCUGUAAUUGUCUCCCUGUAUGACUGCUGUGUGUGGGGAGACUACUUGGAAGAUGGAUAGUAUUGGAUUGUUUAUGAGUGUGGCUGUUUGGAAUUGUGUGUUGCCGGGAUAGGAAACAUGGAAUAGAAUUCCUGUCCACAGUCCAGGAGUUUCAGUAAGAAGCAAAAGCUGGGGUGACUGAAACUCCUAACUGAAGCAGGAGACACCCUCAGUUCUGUGUGACAGGAGGGUAAUCAAGGGGCUGGGACAGAGGUGAGAGUGAAAGUGGCAGAAUUGAGUGCUAAAGGUUCCAUCGUUUCAGGGUGAGGAAAGUGAAACAUUGCCAGGGAGCAGGGCAGGGGUGCAGUGGUGGGGGUUGAGUGAAGGAGGAGAAUAACCCUGGCCCCUAGUGGCAUUUGGGAGUCAGAUUUUCCUUUUUCUUUUGUUUUUUCCCAAAAACCCCAUCCAUCUGGCCCAAAAAGGAGCCAGAUUUUCAAAGAGUAGACUUUCAAAGCAUGAAGCAGAGACCCAAGAAGAAAAUGACUCCACCUUUACCUGUAAAAAUAGAGGAAAUGACUAUUUGGUAGGAUUAUUUCAAAAAUAAAGCGAGAUAAUCUAAUCUAUGCAGAGUACCUAAUACAUCUGAAUGGGAAGCCUUGCCUUCCCAAGACACUGCUCUUCAAGAGAAAGACCAGAAGAGAAGGCAAAAAUGAAUGUUGAAGUAGUAAAAGUCAUGCCCCAGGACUUAGUGACAUUCAAGGAUGUGGCAAUAGAUUUUUCCCAGGAAGAAUGGCAAUGGAUGAACCCUGCUCAGAAGCAUUUAUACAGGAGUAUGAUGUUGGAGAACUAUCAGAGCCUGGUAUCACUUGGUCUUUGCAUUUCUAAGCCAUGUGUGAUCUCUUUAUUGGAGCAAGGGAGAGAGCCUUGGGAGAUGACAAGUGAGAUGACAAGAAGCCCCUUCUCAGAUUGGGAAUCUAUAUAUGAGACACAGGAAUUACCUCUGAAGCAGUUCAUGUAUGAUGAUGCAUGCAUGGAGGGAAUUACAAGCUAUGGACUUGAGUGUUCCACUUUUGAAGAAAACUGGAAAUGGGAAGACCUUUUUGAGAAGCAGAUGGGAAGUCACAAUAUUUUUAGCAAGAAAGAAACAAUCACUCAUAAAGAAACCCUCACUAAGGAAACAGAAUUCAAAUAUACUAAAUUUGGGAAAUGUAUCCAUCUGGAAAACAUAGAAGAGAAUAUUUAUAAUCACACAUCAGAUAAAAAAAGCUUCUCCAAAAAUUCUAUGGUAAUAAAACACAAGAAAGUCUAUGUAGGAAAGAAGCUUUUUAAAUGUAAUGAAUGUGACAAAACCUUCACCCAUAGCUCAUCCCUUACUGUUCAUUUUAGAAUUCAUACUGGUGAAAAACCAUAUGAAUGUGAGGAAUGUGGAAAAGCCUUCAAGCAAAGGCAACACCUUGCUCAACAUCACAGAACACAUACUGGAGAGAAACUCUUUGAAUGUAAAGAAUGUAGGAAAGCCUUCAAACAAAGUGAACACCUUAUUCAACAUCAAAGAAUUCAUACUGGAGAAAAGCCAUAUAAAUGUAAGGAAUGUAGAAAAGCCUUCAGACAGCCUGCACACCUUGCUCAGCAUCAGAGAAUUCAUACUGGAGAGAAACCCUAUGAAUGUAAAGAAUGUGGCAAAGCCUUCAGUGAUGGCUCAUCUUUUGCUCGCCAUCAGAGAUGUCACACUGGGAAAAGACCCUAUGAAUGUAUUGAGUGUGGGAAGGCUUUUAGGUAUAACACAUCUUUUAUUCGUCACUGGAGGAGUUAUCAUACUGGAGAGAAGCCUUUUAAUUGCAUUGAUUGUGGGAAAGCUUUCAGUGUUCACAUAGGACUUAUUCUGCAUAGGCGAAUUCAUACUGGAGAGAAACCUUACAAAUGUGAUGUGUGUGGAAAAACCUUCAGCUCUGGUUCAUCCCGUACUGUACAUCAGAGAAUUCACACAGGAGAGAAACCUUAUGAAUGUGAUAUAUGUGGGAAAGAUUUUAGCCAUCAUGCAUCACUCACUCAGCAUCAAAGAGUACAUUCUGGAGAGAAACCUUAUGAAUGCAAGGAAUGUGGGAAAGCCUUUAGGCAGAAUGUACACCUUGUUAGUCAUUUGAGAAUUCAUACUGGUGAAAAACCCUAUGAAUGUAAAGAAUGUGGAAAAGCUUUUAGAAUCAGUUCGCAGCUGGCUACUCAUCAGAGAAUUCAUACUGGAGAGAAGCCUUAUGAAUGUAUUGAAUGUGGAAAUGCUUUCAAACAGAGAUCACACCUUGCCCAACAUCAGAAAACUCAUACAGGAGAGAAACCUUAUGAGUGUAAUGAAUGCGGGAAAGCCUUCAGCCAAACUUCCAAUCUUACUCAACAUCAAAGAAUUCAUACUGGAGAGAAACCCUAUAAAUGUACUGAAUGUGGAAAGGCUUUUAGUGAUAGCUCAUCCUGUGCUCAACAUCAAAGACUCCACACUGGCCAAAGGCCCUAUCAGUGUUUUGAAUGUGGGAAGGCAUUCAGAAGAAAGUUAUCCUUAAUUUAUCAUCAAAGAGGUCAUACUGGAGAAGAACCUUAAGAAUGUAGUGCAUGUGGCCAAGCCUUUAGUUAUCAUCAAUCCCUUACUGUUAAUCAGAGAUGUCCCACUGGUUGAAAAACAUAAACGUAAGAAAUGUAGAAAAACCUUCAGCCAGAGGCUGGCAAGAUGGCUGAAUAGGAACAGCUCUGGUCUGCAGUUCCCAAUGAGAGCAACACAGAAGGUGGGUGAUUUCUGUAUUUCCAACUGAGGUACCCGGCUCAUUUCAUUGGGACUGGUUAGACAGUGGGUGCAGCCCAUGGAGGGCGAGCCGAAGCAGGGUGGGGCGUAACCUCAUCUGGGAAGUGCAAGGAGUCGGGGAUCUCCCUCCCCUAGCCAAGGGAAGCCAUGAGGGACUGUGCCAUGAGGAAUGGUGCACUCUGGUGCAGAUACUAAGCUUUUCACAUGGUCUUUGCAACCCAUAGACCAGGAGAUUCCCUUGGGUGCCUAUGCCACCAAGGUCCUGGGUUUAAGCACAAAACUGGGCAGCCAUUUGGGUAGACACCAAGCUAGCUGCAGGAGUUUUCUUUGAUACCCCAGUGGCACCCGGAACACCACUGAAACAGAACCACUUACUCCCUUGUUAAGGGGGCUGAAGCCGGGGAGCCAAGUGAUUGAGCUAAGUGGGCUCAUGCCCACUGAGCCCAGCAAGCUAAGAUCCACUGGCUUGAAAUUCUUACUGCCAGCACAGCAGUCAGAAGUCGACCUGGGAUGCUCAAGCUUGGUGGAGGAAGGGGCAUCUGCCAUUACUGAAGCUUGAAUAGGUGGUUUUCCCCUCACAGCAUAAACAAAGCCACGGGGAAGUUCCAGCUGGGCAGAGCCCUCCAUAGCUCAGCAAAGCCUCUGUAGCCAGACUGCCUCUCUAGAUUCCUCCUCUCUGUGCAGGGCAUCUCUGAAAAAAGUUCAGAUAAAACCCCCAUCUCCCUGGGACAGAGCACAUGGGGGAAAGGGGUGGGUGUGGGCACAGCUUCAACAGACUUAAACGUUCCUGCCUGCCAGCUCUGAAGAGAGCAGCAGUUCUCUCAGCACAGUGCUCUAGCUCUGCUAAGGGACAGACUGCCUCAAGUGGGUCCCUGACCCCCAUGCCUCCUGAUGGGAAGACACCUCCCAGCAGGGGUCCACAGACAC